AUGAAGGUUUUAGUUGUCCGUUUCUGGCUUCUUUUACUGCUUCUGCACCAAAGAAAGGAGAAUCUGGCGUCAGCCCUGUGUUCAGUGCCCACAGUGCUCUGCUGUCUUGGCAGGGAUGACAACUGCAGACGAGAGUGCUAUUGUGAUGAGUUCUGCAUCAUACUCGGAGACUGCUGUUCUGACUACAAUCAGAUAUGCAAUCCUUCUCCACCAAACUCAACAUCUAUACCAUCAAUACUUUCACAAACAGAAACAAAAGCCCCAUUGCUUCAGCCACAUCCAACAUUCCAACAGCUUUCAGUGUCAAUCUCACCCCAGUCAUCAUCCUCACCCACCAUUAAACCAUCACCAUCAUCCUCAUCUUCUACACCAUCAACAAAAUCCUCUUCAUCUUUACCAGUGUCGGCAGUAGCGAUAUUAUCACCCACACCAUUGUCAUCCUCAAUGCCACCAUCUUCUGCAAUAACCUCAAUACAAACUUCAUCAACCUCGCCAUCUUUAACUAUAACACCAUCGACUUCAUCAUCACCAACCACAACGAUCUCAUCAACAAACUUAUCAUCAACCCCAGCAGCACAGCCCUCACUAUCAGCAGCAUCAUCAUCGUCCUCAUCAUCUUAUUCUUCAAUAAAAUCAUCUACAUCAUCUUCAUCAGUGCAACUAUUUUCAUCAACAUUGCCCCAACCAGCACAGCCCUCAAUGUCAACAACCUCUGCAUCAUCUACCUCAUCCUUACCAUCAUUAAAAGACUUACAGCUUACAUCACCAUCAACACCAUCUUUAUCAUUGUCAACACCCUCAGUAAUAUCAACUCCACCAUCCUCUUCAUCUUUACCAUCCACAGCAGCAUCUUCAUCAGUCCCACUAUCCCCAUUUGCAUCAUCAUUGUCAUCUUCAACAAUGACACUUUCAAUCACCAUCAUUACCAACCAUGCCAUUAUUUCCAUCAUCCUUACUGUCAUCACCACCGUCAUCAUCCCCAAACUCUCCAUCAUUCUCAGAAUCAUCUUCACCCCCAUCGUCAUCAAUCUUGCCAUCCUCCCCAAACUUUCCAUCAUUUAG
This is a messenger RNA of Carassius auratus (goldfish), 1062 nucleotides long. Its product is annotated as putative protein TPRXL. The coding region runs from base 1 to 1062 and encodes 353 amino acids. The transcript has 4 exons. NCBI's taxonomy places the organism in Eukaryota, Metazoa, Chordata, Actinopteri, Cypriniformes, Cyprinidae. The record is from RefSeq and is a predicted model, not a curated record.